AUGCCGAUAUCAGGCAUAGCAUCGCCAAAAUCCUCGCGAAAUAAUGAGCGCACAAACAAGAGAAGACUUCCUUCAAAGAGAAGAAAAAGUGUCUCACGCCGCUACCGACAAUGUCAUGAAGCAAACUCUUGCAACAGCGAAGUCAGCUCAUAUGCCUCAGCUCCUCCUGAAAUGCUGUCAACUCUUUCUUCUACGUUGUCAGAGGACUUUUGCACCUCAGAAGAUGAAACUCUCAGUGAUGUUGUUUGUCCCUUGAGAUGUGAGCAAAGCAACAAACAACAUCGUCCGCUUCCUGGCAUUGCAGAUCACGAUGACAAUGAUUACGAUGGUCAAAUGAAUAAUCGAGGUAGUCCCGCGGCAUGUAUUUUUGUUGCAAGCCUUGCCAAGGAAAAGUCUGACCGCGAUCUCAAUCGAUCCGUCUGGAAACACUUUAGCCAAUGGGGUAGGCUACUCCAUGUCAAGGUUUUAAAAGAUUGGAUGUCUCGACCAUAUGCAUUUGUCCAAUAUGCGCACCUAAAUGAUGCAACCAUAGCCCUUGAAAAUGCACCAGGAACACUUCUUGAUGGCAGAAAAAUCCGCUGUGAGCAGGCACGUGUCAAUCGCACCAUAUGUAUAUCGAGCAACAACACAUAUAUGCCACUGGAAAAAGACGAAGUUCGCAAUAGACUAUCGUCGUUUGGCAGUAUCGAAUCCAUGAGAAUGGUGGACGUUCCCACUGAACAAGAAAUGAAGAUGUACGCAUAUGUCAAAUAUCAAUACCGCGACGACGCUAUUAAAGCAUUUUUGAUUCUUCGUGGCGAUGCUGAACUCCGGAGCAAAUGGUGCAUCGAUUGGGCUGCAAACCUAGAUGUUGCCUCUUCAAACUUGUCGACCAUCAUCAGAAGUCCCCAUGUUGCUCGUAUCGGUGGAAGCAGCCAUCAUUCAAACGCCUCAUACACCUCUAUAUCAAAAGACAGAAGCAGUAUCUUUAUUGGCAAUCUAUUCUCUUCUGUCACUGAGAAUAUCCUACGAGAACGAUUCUCCUGCUAUGGACAAAUUGUAUCUGUGCGCAUUAUCCGCAAAUCGCCAUUUUCAAAGAUGAACCUCAAACAAGAGCGCGUCUUUGCCUUUGUCAAGUAUGAGAAAUUUGAAUGUGCAGAGAAGGCUAUUGCGGAACAGAAUCAAGCCAUAUGGAACGGGAGACAGUUACGAGUAGCUUAUCGUGAGAAUAAGCAUUUUGGCAGACUUGAGAAAACUAGUCUUCAAGUGGAUCGGCCCCAUCCUCCUGGCGCAGGUUUUCCUGCCUCAAUCUAUCCGUAUUUGUUGGGUACAAGCCCAGGUCAUGUGCAAGAGACAAGUGUGCCACGCACAGACCAUCGACAUGCAAGCUCCGAUGAUGAUCAAUGCGCCUUGGAAACUCAGCCUAAUGGCAACGCCAGCUUCGAAAAAAGAAGCCAACAUCUAUCCACAUACGUUGAUUACUGUUGUAGUUUGUCGGAGCAUGAUGGUAAUAUCCGUACAAGCCAUGGUAUCUCGCACCAAUUUCAUUCCAACAUGUCACGUUUGGGUAUGGAGGCAAACAAGGAUAUUCGAGGAGACAACAGCAUGCAACCCGCCGUGACCAUGUACUUUCCCACGACAGGGUACUACAGUUAUACUGCUUCAGGAACAUAUCCACUUGAGAAUUCAGUGCCCAUGGAGUAUUAUCUUCCACCUGCAGGAAUACGAGUGAUAGCACCACAUCAUCAAAUUCCAAGCUCGUCUGGUUCUGACCGACGCCAUAGCUGUUUUCCACAUCCACCUAUGAAUCACUCUCACUAUCCACAGUGGAGUAACGCCUUUUGUUACAACGGACCAACAUUUUAUAUGGCGCCAACGAUGUAUACAAGUUUUCCGCUACCAUUGGGAACCGACGCCACCGGGAAUAUGACUCAUAUAGUCUCGAUUCCUUCGUCUGAUUUGCCAUAUUCAACCAUGGAAAAGACACCCACAAAUGAGCAUGCACUGCAUGAAAGAACACAGUAA
Messenger RNA from Lichtheimia ornata, 2004 nucleotides. RefSeq lists its product as uncharacterized. The record is from RefSeq and is a predicted model, not a curated record. The transcript has 8 exons. Bases 1 to 2004 code for a protein of 667 amino acids. Lineage: Eukaryota; Fungi; Mucoromycota; Mucoromycetes; Mucorales; Lichtheimiaceae. Gene Ontology annotation, molecular function: RNA binding.